CGUCAAAUCAGCCGCGGCAGUGCUCUCUCAGUGUCGGUCCGUCGGUCAUACGCAAUAUACGACGCACGCACAGCGGUCGUCGGCUACAGCAACACCAUCAACAAUAAUAAUAAUAACAACUAAAUCAUAAUAAUAAUAUAGUAAUAUUGCGAUCGUCGUUUUACUCGUUCUGUUCAAAGUAUAUUAUUUUAUGUAUUAUAACGCGCGUAUAGUAAUAUAAUUAAGUAUAAUAUUAUUAUAUCGAUCGCACGACGACAAAGUCGUUUGUUGUUCGUCCGGUCUGGAGAACUGAAAAUUUAGCGACGCUCGUUCGGGGUGUGUCUACACGUCUCCUCGUUUACGCGAAAUAUUUAUUAUACGCAUAUUAUAGACGUCUGUUAUUAAUUCUGUAACGGCACGUUGAUCAGCCGACGAAAACCGCGACGUUUCGGUACCCGACGCCGAGUCGUCCGCGCGCCUUCUUCGUACCACGCGAGUGUUUCACGCUCGUCGCAAUCUUCGCGAGUAAUGCGCACUGCAGCAGACCCGGAGCCGACGACCUGGUGAUCUACCGCCGACGACAACCCGCCGACCGACGGCAUCGCCGCAACCGCUCGCGCGACGUGCUUACACUUUCAUAUGUGUGCUUAGAUUACGUCCGCGGAGAACGCAACCCCGCACGACGACCCCGUUGACCGUCGAGGUCCAUGCGAUCCUCUUGCACUCAACGUCCAGGACUGUCCGCAGUACGACAAGGAUCUCAUUGAAAUGAGACGGCUCAAAAUUAUAUUCAUUUGUAAGCUGACGAUAUGUUUACUAACAUGGUCCGUAUUUGUAGCGGAGUUAGAUGCACUUCGAGGUUCUGCUGUUGUACUUCAAGCGAGAGCGAAAGCAGACAAAAAAAAUUCGGACCCGGAUGAAGCUAUCGACGUGGAUGAAAAUGGGGAACAAGUCGAGUUGAACGUGACUACGACCACCAAACCCACGUUGACAGGCAUACCGCAGAUCGACUACGUGCACGAUCCAAACUUGCCACGGGAGUUGAACGGUUACAACUUAACAGACUAUCCUUUCCUAAACUCAGUGCCCGAAGAGAUCGAAUUCAAAUGCGAUGGAUUACACGAUGGUUUUUAUGCGAGUGUUCCCCACAAAUGUCAGCUCUACCAUCACUGUCUAUUCGGCACGAGGUUCGACUUCCUGUGCGCCAAUUACACAGCUUUCGAUCAAAAGACGUUCAUUUGCCAUUUUGUGUCCCAGGUGGACUGCCCUAACUCGGCCAAGUACUUUAGCAGAAAUGAUGCGCUGUACAAAGCCGCCGAAACGACAACGCUGCCGACCACCACCACGUCCACGACGGCCGCUCCUCAGCAGCAGCAGCAGCAGCAACAACAACAACAACAACAACAACAACUGCAACAACAACAACAACAACAACAACAACAACCAUUCUAUCCGCAGUACCAACAACAGCAGAUGCCGUACGAAGGGCGCAGGGCCAUGCCACCAGGUUACGCGCAGGGCCGGAAGCGCAGGCCCACGUACCGGAGGCGUAGGCCUGUGUACGAGUAUUACUACGUAGACGACUACGACGACCAGCAAGAGUACUAUGACGAUAGCGUCGAGCACAUGCCGGUGAUCAAAAAGCCCAUCAGAAAACAUUCUCGGUUCAACAAUUACAAACAGGCCGACCUAGAAGCCGAUUACCAGGAAAGCAGUUUGGUCGACGCGCCGCCGAGCGGUAACUUUAAACAGCACAGGGGACAACAGCACGGGCAACAGCAGCAACAGCAACAACAGCAGCCACGGCAACAGCAACAGCAACAGCAACAGCAACAGCCGUCGUCGUCCACCGCAGUGACGAAGAACGUGUCCAACCAGAUAUCUUCGGUGUACGACAAGCCCAGGGCCCCGCCCAAGAUCCGCCGUCCCGUGCCCAUCAACGAACGGGACCGAUACGAUUACACGUCAUCCGUUUCCAAGUCUUCGGGCCCGCAACCCGGUCCGUCGGCGCCGGCGGCCGCUCCCGCGUCCACCACCGCGGCCACCACCACGACCAGCACCACCACCACCACGGAAGCGGCGCCGGCCAAGUCGGCCGCGGCGUCCAGGGCCAGAGAACCGCAACGGCCGACCUCGACCGAAGAUCCGGUCGAGUAUUACGACGACGACGAGGAAGUGGUGGCCGACGACGAGUACGCCGCCGAACCGGAAGUACCGGCCGCCGUGAAGUCCGCGGUCGCCGCCACCGCGGCCGCGUCCAAACCGGACCAGGCCAAGCCGGUCAAGGUGGCCGCCGCCAGGACGGCCGCCGUGCAGGUGGUCGACUACGACGCGGACCGCGUGCGGCGCCCGUCGGCGGUCAGGACCAAGCCGGUCAACAGGGCGCCCGCGACCGUCGCGCCGCCACCGGCCGCGGCGCCGCGGAAGAGGCCGGCGGCGGAUCGCGUGGCCGACGAGUACGAGGACGAACUGCCGGCCGCGGCCACGCGUCAAUCGAUCGCCGCGGCGACCAAGCAACGAGCUUCCGGGCCGUUCUUGUCGCGGCCGUCGAAACCGACGAAAGCGAUCAACCGGCAACCGGCGGCCGACGCCGCCGAAGACGACGGGGCGGACGAACCGGCGGAACCGGUGGUCUACCAGCAGGCCCGGCAACCGCAGCGGGUGAGCGUCAGGCAAGUGAUGGCCGCCGGCUCGCACGGCAACAGCAAUAAUAACAGGCACAGGCCGCAGCAACAGCAGGCCGCCGCCGCCGCCGCGACGCAGUACAACAAGCAGCACGCGGCGAGAGCGACGCCGUCCGCGGCCAACAGGAUGAGGCCGAUGCGGCCCGUCUACGAGUACGCCGACGAGUACUACGACGAAUAACAUAAUAAUAAUUUUUAAAAUUUAAAUCGACCACAACGAUUAUAUUUUCCGUAUAAUAAUAAUAAUAUAUUAUAACAGUACGCCUAUAUGUACGAGUCGCGGUUAUAAAUUAUACAUACGUACACGUUGCGUUUAGGCGCAGUGGCUGUCGGAGCGGUCGUAUAUCAUAUUAUUAUGUGUUUUAUAUUAUAUAUUAUGCUAUAAUAUUGGCGGCGAAUUUUUUUUUAACAAGACGAUGGCGACGCGACGGAAUUAAAAAACGUAUUAUUAUAUAUUAUGAAUUAAGUAUGAUUAUCAUCGCGCACGCGUUAUUAUAAUAUAUAUAUAUAUAUAUAUAUACGACUUAUAUAAUAUAAAUAUAAACAUAUAAACGAAAUAUUAUUAUUAUUAUAUAUACCUAUAAUAUGUGUUAUAUAUACUACGCGUUAAGUAUAUAUAUUUAUAUAUAUGAUUUUGUGUAAUUAAAAUAAUAUAUAACAUUAAUUUUAUUACUAUA
Molecule: messenger RNA, 3340 nt
Organism: Aphis gossypii (cotton aphid)
Lineage: Eukaryota; Metazoa; Arthropoda; Insecta; Hemiptera; Aphididae
Product: AF4/FMR2 family member lilli-like
Cellular component (GO): extracellular region
Molecular function (GO): chitin binding
Source: RefSeq, a predicted model, not a curated record